This is a messenger RNA of Westerdykella ornata, 1017 nucleotides long. RefSeq names its product gliotoxin biosynthesis protein GliK. Gene Ontology annotation, molecular function: gamma-glutamylcyclotransferase activity. Bases 181 to 987 code for a protein of 268 amino acids. NCBI's taxonomy places the organism in Eukaryota, Fungi, Ascomycota, Dothideomycetes, Pleosporales, Sporormiaceae. The record is from RefSeq and is a predicted model, not a curated record. The transcript has 2 exons.
CGAUGUUUUGUCACAUCGCGAUUUGCUAUGCCGGUGGAUCAGGGUGACCGGAGCCCGGAACACUUGGCGCGGCGAGGUCUUGCAACUCAAAUUCUGGAUGUCCUGCAAGCCACCCCAUCACACUGAAAAACCUUAUCGACCUGAACAAGCAAUUUGUCUGGCGCUGAUCCUCCCGCGGUUAUGGAAGCCAAGUCUGGUACCCUUUGGUACGUCGCUUACGGGUCCAACAUGAGUGCGGCCAAAUUCACCGGCGGCCGAGGCAUCGCUCCGAUAGACGUGGCCCGAGUACGCCUUCCGCGCUGGGUUCUAUCAAUGGAGAUUCCAGGUCUGCCUUACUCUGAGCCGGCAUUCAGUAGCAUUAGCCGCCGUGGAACGUUGCGUGCCGAAGCUGCUGACGUUCCAGAUGUUAUUGGUCUUGCAUAUCUCAUCACCGAGGCACAAUAUCGGCACGUCAUUGCGUCUGAGGGAGGAGGUACAGCAUACGCGGAUAUCGCGGUCAUUGGCGAGGGUAUAAGGCCGGAGGAUCAGGAGAAAUUGCAGAAUGGGUGCAUGCUUAGGACCCUUACCAGUGCGGGAAUGACAAGAUCCCCGGUCCCAACUCCGAGUCUGCGGUACAUGAGCUUGUUAGUCGACGGGGCUGCUGAAGCUCGGUUGCCUCCUGAAUAUCAGGAGUACCUCCAGAGAUUGCCGGUCUAUCGGCCUCCAUCAACCUGUUGGACCAAGCUGGGGGCUUGGGUCUUCUUAGCAAUAUGGGGCCCUGUUAUGCAAUUGUUGGAGAGAGUUACUAUGGGAAGCAUUGGUGACGAUGGCUAUGCUUCGGCAUUUGCGAUUUGGCUUGUGCGGGUUACGAUGCGUCUGAUAUGGAUUACGCAUGACUGGUUGUUUGCACCGAUCUUUGGGAGAGGGGACGGCUGUACAGAUCGCUCACAGAAUGUUGCUGAACCUGAAUCAUGGUUGGAGAAGCGUCGUCUGUUAGAGGGAGUGUAGUUCCGAGCUCAAAAAAAAAGGCCAAAAGAC